Molecule: messenger RNA, 1297 nt
Organism: Gavia stellata (red-throated loon)
Lineage: Eukaryota; Metazoa; Chordata; Aves; Gaviiformes; Gaviidae
Gene: WDR74
Product: WD repeat domain 74
Exons: 11
Coding region: 1-1092 (363 amino acids)
Biological process (GO): ribosomal large subunit biogenesis
Cellular component (GO): nucleolus; preribosome, large subunit precursor
Molecular function (GO): protein binding
Source: RefSeq, a predicted model, not a curated record
AUGGCGUCCCCCGCCCGCUGGAGCCACGUGUGGGUGGGGGCCGAGACCGGAGCCCUUAAAGGUGUGAACCUGCAGAAGAAACAGGCGACGAACUACACGAGCGGCGCAGCGCUGAGCCGGGGGGAGGGCGUCUGCGCCCUGUGCUGGGGGGACCCCAACGAGACCGAGAUCCUGCUGGGCUGCCUGGAUCGCUCCGUGAAGCUCUUCAGCACCGAGAAGGGGAAAUUCACGGAGUCGCGGCUCUGCCCCGGGGGGGACGGGCCCUUCUGUGGGCUGGCGGUGUACGGCAGUGCCAUCAUCACCUGCGUGGAGUCGGGGCUCAUCAAGGUCUGGCGUGAUGAUGAGACGGAGAACCUGGAGCUGGAGGCAGGCGCGGGGCUGUGCCGGAUGCGCCAGGACCCCGCCCGGCCGCACCGGCUCGGCACCGGCGGGAAGGAGAACGGUCUCAAGGUCUGGGACCUGCAGCGCCCGGAGGAGCCCGUUUUCCGCGCCAAGAACGUGAGGAACGACUGGCUCGAUCUCCGCGUCCCCAUCUGGGACCGUGACCUCCAGUUCCUUCCCGGCUCCGAUAAGAUUGUCACCUGCACGGCUCAUCACCAGGUGCGGCUCUACGACCCCAGCUCCCCCCAGCGGCGCCCGGUGCUGGAGACGACGUUUGGGGAGGCCCCACUCACCGCCCUCUCCCUCGUGCCCGGGGACACCUCAGUGGUGGUGGGCAGCGCCCGGGGGGACGUGGCCGUCAUCGACCUGCGCCAAGGGCGGGUGCUGAAGUGCCUGAAGGGCUUUGCCGGCGGCGUGCGGGGGCUGCAGUGCCACCCCUCCCUCCCCCUCGUCGCCUCCUGCGGCCUCGACCGCUUCCUCCGCAUCCACGACCUGGGUGACAAGCGGCUGCGGCACAAGGUCUACCUGAAGUCCCGCCUGACCUGUCUCCUGCUGAGCAGCCAGCGGGACUGGGAGGAGGAGCCGCCCCCCCCAGUCGAGGUGAAGGAAGAGGAGGGGGACGCGCUGUGGGACGCGAUGGAGACCGUCCCCACCCCCCUCGGCACCGCCCCGCGGAAACGGGCCAAGAAACGGAAGAUUUUGGGGCUGUGAGGGGGUGGGGUGGGGGGGUGACCCCCCCGGGGACAGGACUGGGACCCCCCCAGCGAGAAGGGGACCCCCCCACACCCCACCCCAGAUUUGCUGCUCCCAUCAUUGAGGGGGGGCACCAGCUUUUGGGGUGGGGGUUCAGGGUUGGGGGGCUCACCCCAGAAGAGGGGAGCAAUGAGGCAGCAGCCCCCCCAGCGCUGCCUGUGGG